Osmerus eperlanus (European smelt) is the source of this 3184-nucleotide messenger RNA. RefSeq lists its product as uncharacterized. Bases 701 to 1855 code for a protein of 384 amino acids. The transcript has 8 exons. NCBI's taxonomy places the organism in Eukaryota, Metazoa, Chordata, Actinopteri, Osmeriformes, Osmeridae. The record is from RefSeq and is a predicted model, not a curated record.
AAGAGCAGCCUACCAUCCUUUGUAAAAAGUAAUAGAAAGGAGAGUAGACUAUAAUAGUAGAAAGGAAGGUAGUAGACUGCAGUCUAUGUAGGUAGGCCUAGACUAUGUAGUCUGCUGGAAUCACACACAAGGAAGCAAACCCACUGUAGCCAAGCCUUGACACUGUUCAGUCUGUCUGCAUCUGUCUAUGUCUUUGCAUGUGGGACAUUCUUGAACGGGCAACUAUGCCAGGAAGUUGCCUGUUAGUGGAACGGAACGUUAGUGGAACGGCUUGAGGCUUAAGUCUAAAUUGACGUUUACCCAAGUGAGACUUAUUCGUGUUAGCGCGACUUGCGUUAGCGACGUUGAUGGAACACCCCCCAGGACCCCACGCUCUCCUGCUUGUGGUGCCCUUAGGGGAAGGGAUUUCAGCCAAUGAGAACAAGUCUGUCCAGGAACACAUGGAGCUUUUGUCAGAGAGGGUUUGGAAACACACUAUGCUCCUGUUUGUUAGUGAAGAAGAGGAUACAUUCACUCUCUCCAAACAGGUUAUGGAGAGUACAGAAGCAGUUUUGGAGAAAUGUGGAGGCAGACAUCAUGUUCUUUGUGGACCUACAAGUAAUCAUAUGCAGGUAGGGGCAAAGAGCAGGAGACAAAGGAUGAUCUUGGCCGUCAGAAAGUGGACCUGGAGGUAGUUGGAGAUGGUUACACGAAGACGGGCAUGACUGUCAUGAAGCACUACAUCAAGCCAUUAUUUAUGAUAGGAGCCCAACAUGGACUACUGGGCUCAUGUGUUGGGAUUGUAGUUGUUAUUGUCAGUGUUGUGUUGUGCUAUACUGACUGGGAAGCAGUUACAGCAGCAAAAGACAAUCCUUCAACCCCAGUCCAAACAACCUCAGCAUAUGAAAGGUCUUCGAGGGUUUUCGAUGGUUCGUGUGUUCUUGUUUCCAACCCAGAGGAGCAUGACCACUUUUUUACAGUAGCAAGGGCAACAAGAUGUUCUCUCCCUGUUGCCCCAGGGUUGGCAACAUGGUUUCUAUAUGCAGCAUCGGCGCUGUCUGAGGCUGCGUUGAUGAUAACAGCGCCUUCUACUAUAAACAAAAUAUCGUGGCUGCAUGCGCGUAUGCUUGAUUGGGAAUCCCAGGCUCAACUGACUCAACUCAGUGUGCAAAAGGGAAAGACUGUCACUCUGGAAACACAUGUAGCUGGACUCCAGCCUGACGACGGAUGGAUCUACAAUAAAUUGUGGUUACUGCAGGUGAAUCCAGGGAAAUUACGUUGCACUUUGUUAGAUGAGCGGUUUACAGACAGACUUCAGCUGGACUUACAGACCGGAUCUCUCACUGUGAGAAACAUCUCACUCCACGACGCUGGAGUUUAUCAGUUACAAACCGGAGGAGACAAACUGGCUCAUCAAACCUUUACUCUAUCCGUUUAUGACAUGGUGUCCGGUCCUGCCAUCAGUUACUCCUACCUCCGUCUGUCAGCCAACAACAUCUCUUGUACGGUGGAGUGUUCUGUGAAGAACGGGAGAGAUGUGACCCUAACCUGGUACAAAGGAGAGGAGAGACUUAACCAGACCAGCAGUCCUGAUCUCUCCUCCAACAUCUCUCUCCAUCUGGAGAUGAAGGACCAGGAUGGAGACACCUACAGCUGUGUGGCUGAAAACCCCAUCAGUAACCAGACAGACAAACUCCACAAGACAGAGCUGUGCCCAGGUCUGUCUACAACCACCAACUUUCACAAUCACACUAGGGACCGGGGUGCUGUGGCUGUGGCUGUGAUUGUGGCUGUGGCAUACAGGAAGUUUAAGAGAGGUUGUGAUGGAGAGGGAACCUCCACGGAACAUGACAGUUCUGCCAAGUCUGUCAUCUGAUGACCAGUAAUGCUGUAGGCAAGGAGACACCCUGCUAGCUCUUAAAUGCUGAAGAGUUGAGUUGCUGAAUUAAGGUUUUUCUAAAUGCUUUUCUAAAAAAACAAAAGGAAAAAAACUACUAGAAUUUUGAACUGGUUCAAUGUUAUCUCCUCUCAUUACAUGCAUUUUGUAUGCCACUUUGGUAUGGUCAACAAUUUACAUACACUUCCUUUUUGGUCAUCAUUUGGUUUCCUGUAAAUUGCUUUUCUAAUGAGAGAUAAAUACAACAUAAUGAGUCAACAUUUGAAUGGUUUUCUCGAGAACAGAACAGAAAUGAUAUACAAACAGACAAAUAGAUCCUUCAUGAUUUCUACUGUGCUCGACAACAACAAAAACGAAUGCAGCACACAGCUUUGAUAUCUGUCACUGUUAAAUUGGAAGGGGACCAGGAGUCGGAUCCAAGUGGAGAACAGAACUUUAAUAAGCAGAUUCCAAAGGUACAAAGGGAUAAUCCAAUGAUGUGGUCAAAACGGGUGUGUCAGUACAGGAACAACAGGUAUUGAGGGGCAAAUCCACAGGAGCAUGGCCAGGGCCAUGGGAAGAUCCAAGACACUGGGUCAGGGUGCAUCGUAACAAGGUCUGUCAGGGUGCCAGUGACAGGUUAUACACACGUAGCAAGACUAGAAAAGACUUUGCAAAGUGACUGUGCUGAAAGGCUUCCAGCAUUGGCUUCCUGUCCAACAAAGAAUUGACUUUACAAUCCUGCUGCUGGUUUAUAAAGCACUGAAUGGUUUAGGGCCUAAAUACAUUUGUGAUCUGCUGCUACCUUAUGAACCAUCCCGACCCCUCAGGUCAUCUGAGACUGGUCUACUUUGUGUUCCAAGAGUCAGAACUAAACAUGGAGAAGCAGCGUUCAGUUUUUUCUGCACCACAUAUCUGGAACAAGGUCCCUGAAAGCUGCAGAUCUGCUGAGACCCUCAGCUCCUUUAAAUCCAGAUUGAAGACUUUACUAAUCGCUGUUGCCUUUAAUUGAACCAGAUUAAAGAAUAUCAAUUUCUGCAUCUCCUGCAUUUUAUUUUUUAAACUGCACUGCAACUUUUAUUUUAUUUCUUGCUUUUUGAAUGUUUUUAAUGUGUUAUUGAAUGUUCUUAAUUGUUUUUAAAUCGUGUUUUCUUUUGCAUUAUGUUUUGAUGCUUUUAAUGGUUUUAUGUGAAGCACUUUGAAUUGCCUUGUUGUUGAAAUGUGCUAUACAAAUAAACUUGUCUUGCCUAUAUAGGGAUGGGCGAAUGAUGCCUUGUGAAGCUUUGGACCAUCUUAAUCAAUUGAUUAAAUCCUUAUUUUUAAACUGUU